Monomorium pharaonis (pharaoh ant) is the source of this 12385-nucleotide messenger RNA. RefSeq names its product vacuolar protein sorting-associated protein 13 (gene Vps13). The transcript is spliced from 45 exons. The coding region runs from base 1085 to 10936 and encodes 3283 amino acids. NCBI's taxonomy places the organism in Eukaryota, Metazoa, Arthropoda, Insecta, Hymenoptera, Formicidae. Gene Ontology annotation, cellular component: extrinsic component of membrane. The record is from RefSeq and is a predicted model, not a curated record. Gene Ontology annotation, biological process: protein targeting to vacuole; protein retention in Golgi apparatus.
UUACAUAACACUGUUCUUUCUAUGCGCUCCUUCAGUUAUGUAUCAGUUAUGUGCUGGUUUGCUGGGUUACUUCUUACUCCAUGCUUACUCCAGCUAUUGUAGACCAGGUCUUACUCCACGCUUACUCCAUGUAUUAUAGAUCACUUAACUUUUCAAACAGUUUUCUUUCAAUUACGCCUAAUUAUUAGUCUCGUGUCCACGAUGCUAAAAAUCGCUUCGAGACCUCGGACGAAGAAGAAAAAUUGAUUAAUAUGCAUUUGAACAAUUUUCGAUCCAAUUUUAUCUAUGCGAGAGAUCAAUUCUCUCUCGUAAAGCGAUAUGUUUAGCAUCGUAAAGACUUUACAAUGCUUUUUUUUUAAUGACUGAAAUGACGGAGCGCGCGAUCAGGAAGCGAUAUUGAAUGCGCUUCACCUGGCGCGACCUUGACACCGUUUCCAUUGCUUUUUCCGGGCGUGCAUUCGGUGCAUUACCGCAUGCAUGCGUCGAUGCGUCAUCAACAAAUCAGCCGUUCGUGCUCUCAGCUGAUACUCUCACGUGUGACGUAGUCGGACGAGUGAAAACCGGGUGCGCUCCUCCGCACGCUGGAUGCCGCUGUCACUCGGCUGCGUGUUUCUUCUCGUACGGACUGCCGUGAGGAAGAGGAGGACCCGUCUGAGCGUACGUUGACGCGAAGAAGACCACAUUGAGAAACGGAGAAUCGGCGCACCAGGAGCGUAUCAUUGCUAGGGCGACACCGCGUUCGACGCGGCGAUGACGUAACCCGACGGAAAAAAGGAACGCAAACAACCCUCGGCGGGCGCUAGGUUUCAAGGUUAUGUCCGCCGUGGGUACAGUGCCGCGUGGUUAGCGAAAACGCGCUCCUCGUCAUCUCGUCGUCGUUGUUGUUGUUGUUUCACCACCGCGUGUGACGAGAGACAACCAAGGAUGUAAGGAUGUGAUUCCUCGUUGACGCUCCACUUGUGUACACUGACUCAUCUGUCAAUUCAUAGGCGAAUUUGUACGAGGGAGAGGGACGGUGGUGUUGCAGCUUGAAGAAGCAAACAGAAUUUGAUUGAGAAAGAGUGGAAAAAAGGCAGACAGCAAAAUGGUGUUUGAGUCAGUUAUUGCAGAGCUCCUCAACAAAGUGCUCGGCGAGUACAUAGAGAACCUGGACUAUACGCAACUUAAAGUUAGCCUUUGGGGAGGUGAUCUUGUAUUAAAUGACUUAUUGAUAAAAGAGUCUGCGUUGGAUGUGUUGGAUCUUCCAGUGAGACUGGAAUAUGGUCGCUUAGGAAAAUUAAUACUAAAGAUUCCAUUCAAAGAUAUGUGGAAUGGUCAAAUACAUGCGAUAGUUGAGGAAUUGUUUGUACUAGUAGUGCCUACUAGUCAAGUUUCAUACAAUGAGGAAAAAGAAACGAAAGCACAAUUGGAGACGAAACGAGCGGAAUUAGAAAGGGUGGAAAAGAAGAAACAAUUAGCGGAUCUGAAAUCACAAGAAAAGCUGGACGAUUCGAUGGUCGAGAAACUUGUCGCUCGCAUGAUCAAAAAUAUUCACGUGGAGAUCAAGAGAAUUCACGUGCGAUACGAAGAUCACGUCACUUUCAAGAAUCACCCAUUCUCCUUUGGCUUUACUCUGAAUACUUUUGUCGUUGAGAGUUGCACGGACUCUUGGGAGACUACUGGCAAUCUGAAGGACAUGUACGCCAUUCCGCAAAUUUUCAAAUUGUGCAGUCUAGAUGGACUGGCCGUUUAUCUCAACACGAGUGUGGAGCAGUACAGCAAGAGCUCACAGUCCAUAUAUUCCACUCUCUUUUGCAACGGUAUUGCGACCAUGGAUUACACUCCAACGAGCUAUCAGUAUCUGUUAGGUCCGAUCAACGUCAAGUCCAAGCUCAGACUUAAUCCCAAGCCCGAGUCUGAUGGUAGCAACUAUACUAUCCCUAAAAUGUGGCUGGACCUGGAGAUGCAGAAAUUACGGAUUGGCUUAACGAAACGUCAGUACCAGACCCUGGUGCGAUUGGGAGAAGGCUUAGAUCAAGCACGGAAAGCCGCGCCGUACCGGAAGUACCGGCCGAACUUGACGUCGUAUCGCGGCCACUACAAGGAGUGGUGGCGUUUUGCAUACACCUGCGUCCUCGAGGAGACCGUGCGACGGUGUCGUCGCAACUGGGACUGGGACCAUAUGAGGCAGCACCGCGACACUUGCCGUAUUUACGCCGAAGCUUAUCAGACAAAGUUGACGACGAAGAAGUUGGCAAAGGAGAUCGAGGAGCAAUUGACGGACUGCGAAACGCGGUUGGACAUCUUUAAUCUGGUGAUCAUUCGGCAGCAAAUCGAAAUGGAAGUGGAGAGACUAGCCGAGCGGGAGAAGAGCCUGAGAGCGAAACGAGGCUGGUUCGGCUUUCUGUGGAACAGUUCGCAAGUCGAGGAGACCAAGGAGCUCAACUCGGCCGUUGCUAUCAUGCGCAGAUUUGAGGAGGCGAUGACGCCGCAGGAGAAGGAAAAACUAUAUCGGGCGAUUGACUAUCAGGAGAACAGCGCGCCCACACAUUACCCGGAAACGUACGAGAUGAUCGAUACGCGUUUCCUUCUGCACGGCUUGCAGAUCUCUCUACUGGAUACGGACAAGGAGCAUCCAUGCGUCCUGGACUUGCAACUGCAUGGCGUACGGGCGAGUUUCAAGUCGCGGCCGUCGGCAAACGGGAUUCUCGUCAUGGCCUCUAUCAGCGACAUGAAACUGCUGGGCGCGACACAACAGGACGGUCGCGUGCCUUCGCUCUUUAAUCCGGAACACGGCAGCUCGGACAGCGCCUUGGUCGCAGUCUCCUACGAGAAGAAUCCGCUCGACAAGCUGUGCGGAGACCGCAUAGUCGUCAAGUCUCGGUCCGUUGAUAUCAUCUACGACGCGCAGACCAUUGUGGAGCUGGUCAACAUGUUUAAGGUGCAAGACUCUUCAACAUUGAGUCAAUUACAAACAGCCGCAGCGGAACAAUUUGAAGGCCUGAAGGAAAUGUCGGCGCUUGGACUGGAGUAUGCCAUUCAGAAACACUCGGUAUUGGACAUACAAGUGGAUAUGCAGGCGUCGCAGCUUAUCAUACCGCAUGGUGGCCUCUACGAGGAUUCAAAGGCUCUAAUUGUAGUAAACCUAGGUAGUCUGAAGAUGCAUUCUUUGGAGAAGGGCAAAAGCGAGCUGGCUGGCGUUAGACAGUUAGUCAGCAUGGGUAAGAGCGAGGAAGAAGUAUUGCUACAUAUGAGAGAGCACAGUUACGACAAGUUCGUUUUGAAGAUAGUCAACUUUCAGGUGCUGGUUACGCUGCCGAAUGAAGAAUGGCGAUCAGCCUUGGCAAGUACCGAGAGUUCUCUGACAUUGCUUCACCCAACUACCUUGGAAAUUCAAUUCCACAAGUGCUUAGUGACAGAUGAUCCUUUGCUACCGAAAUUACGGCUUCUCGGUCAUCUACCGUCAGUCACCGUGAACGUAACGGACGUUCGACUACUGCAGGCACUCUCGAUCGCGCAGAGUAUCGCUCUGCCUGAGGAAGAGAAGCCCGCAGAGUUACAACGUGUUUCACUUUCAAGAUCUAUCUCGCAGUUGUCGCUGAAAGAUCUGGGCACUACGAUAUCCAGCAUCGCCGAUAAAAGGAAGCAGCAACAAGAAACAACUGCUGCGCAGCCGAUGAAGCAGACCACCGACUUGGAGAUGAAAUUUGAGAUGAAAGAAUUCACACUGUCAGUGUCCAGACAACAAGACAGCGACGCGUUGCCAUCAGAAUUCAUCAGAUUCCAGGUGCUACAGUUGGAGGCAGAAAUGUUACAACGUACGUACGAUCAGGAGGUGCAGCUGCGGCUGGGCGGCGUGCAGAUGCGGCAGUUGUACGAAGGUCAGGAGAUCUUCAUGGUCAACACGCCGAUGUCGGCUGGCAAGGAUGAAUACUUGAUUAUCGUACGAUAUAUAAAUGUGAAUAAACGUUCACCAGAGUUCAUUACGCGCCAUGGUUCUAUUGUGAAGUUGCUGCGCCUGGAAUUCACCUCGCUAGAUACUCUGUUACACCAGGAGGCGCUCAUUGAGUUAUUACGAUUCAGCACGUACAUUCAAGACCGAAUGAACUCACUCGAAGGCGCUCAGAAGAAAGAGCCUGAGCGCCCACGACCGACUCGUUUGACAUCUAUUCAGGAAGAAGCUACCGGCUUUAUCAAGGAGCAGUUGCAGAAGCAAAGAUCCAAACCAGCCAGAAGUCGACGCAGAAGGCAAACCGUUGAAUGCAUCGAUUUGAAGGUGAACGCAAAGGUCGGCUCGAUCAACCUGAAGAUUUCUAGCGCCGCCCGGGAUAUCACUGCACUUCACAUCGAUGGCAUGAGCGCUAGUUUUCUUAGCAAGUCUUCGUAUUCGCAAGUGAACGCUGAUCUGGCCUCUAUCAGCAUUAAAGAUCUCAAUCCUGUUUCCGUGUACAAGGAUAUUGUGGCGGUGGAGAGUACUGAGUCAUUGCAAAUCCAAGCGGUGAUGUACAACAUCGAGCAAUGUGAAGUGGACAAAAACAACAUGUCCGUCAAAGUGACGAUGGGUUGUCAUCGUAUCGUCUUUCUGAACGCAUUUGUCACCGGUGUCAUGAAUUUCCUAAACAACUUUCAAGCGGCGCAGAAAGCUAUUAGAGACGCGUCAGCGGCGGCAGCGGAAGUGGCGAAAACAAAUAUCAAGGAUGUUCAAGAGAGUGCCUCGCGCAUCGAGCUAAAUGUCAGGAUUAAGGCGCCCGUCAUAUACGUGCCGAUGAACUCUAAGAACGAGCAUAGUUUAAUGCUAGACAUGGGCAAUCUUAUGGUACGCAACGUCUUCAAAAAGCUAGACGUGACGACCGAGGAAGUUGACGAGCAUCCCAUAGUAGAAGAAAUGAAGAUCGAACUGCAAAAUUUGAAGUUAUCUCGAGUACGACUGAACAUGGAGAAAUUCACCAGCGAGAUCGAGGUGUUGCUGCUGGAACCGGUGACGUUCACGCUGUUAAUGAAGCGUAAUCUGUCUACCGCAUGGUUCAGCGCUAUUCCGGAUAUCGAUAUGUCUGGCAGAUUAAACAGAAUUAAUCUAUUAUUGAGUAAAGAGGACUACGCUACGAUUCUAAAAGUAUUGGAGCAGAAUCUAGGCGAGACUUUUGAAGACCCGAAACCCGUGCAGAUCGUACAAUCCGCCACAAAGGCUGAAAUAAGCGCAGAGAUUCAACCAGCGUACAAGUACGAGAUCGAUGCAACGCGAGAAGCUGGACCAUCAGCGGACAUGCAGGAGCGGCACGCUCACACGUCCGUGAAAUUCGAGUUUAUUAUGGACAGUCUGGUGAUCAAUCUUUUUACCGGCGGCUCCAAGCUACUGCAGUCGCAGACAUCGCCGCUGCAUGUGCCCGAGCACGGACUGGCGCGCUUCAGCCUUACACACUUUGCCGUGAAGGGUCGCGUAUUCGCGGACGGUCUACUGGCCACGUCAAUUCUGCUGAUGAACUGCACAUUGGACGACAUGCGGCAAAGCCGCGAGGGCUCGCUAGUACGGAUCAUGGAGAGGACUAGCAGCGUUCCGUUGUCGGGUGCGAGCGAGGAUCACCUCGACAAAGAGCACGCCAAGUACAAUACUAGAAGUAUGCUGGACGUAACGGUGCGCCAGAGUCCGAACGACACGUUUGCCGACGUUCGGGUGUUCUCCUUCAGCAUCAUCGUGUCCCUCGACUAUCUCAUGAAAGUCAAGGAUUUCUUUGAUGUGGACAUAGCAAACAAGACAGCCAUUACUUCCUCCGUGAAGAGUGAAUCUAUGAUACCAAAGAAGAAGCCAGUGCAACAGCCGCCCGCCUCGACACCCAAAAUGUUGACUGUGAAUCUACAUGUGGAGAAGCCGGAUAUUAUUCUGCUCGAAGAUAUGGACGACAUCAACUCGAACUGCAUUGUACUGAAUACGGAAUUGUUGCUGAAAGUGCGCAUUAUGGGAGAGCAUCAAGUGAUCACGGGCUCUAUUAAAGAUCUAUCGUUAUUGACGGGAAUAUACAAUCCUGCAAAGAGAGCCGACUGGAUUUAUCAGGUUUUGAAACCAUGCAGUAUUAGUGUAGCUGGUUCUACGCCGGAGAAUAAAGGGCUCCAUUUGGAGGUCCGUUGCACGGACAUACAUAUGUCCGUUUCUCCAGGUGUGAUUGAAAUAUUAAAUAAAGUUAUGCAUACGGUAACGAGAAAAGAGGAGGAAGACAAAGAAGUCGUUAAACCCGAGCCUAAUUAUGAAGGACUGUGGAUCGUCACGCCCUUUGAAGAGAAUAAUUAUUGGUUCUUAAAGACAGAAGUUGCAACGGAAGCACUCGAGGAGUUUAUGUACCCAGAUGAUGAAGUUAUGGCGACUUAUAAGCCCGAAUUGGCGAUUGUUUCGGCACCUACGAUCUUAUUCACCCUGGAGGCGGGUGUCGGCAACAAAACUCUGCCUAUGUUGCUACUUCAUGUGGGAUUCCAAAGUAGCAUUAACGAUUGGAGCACAAAAUCUAUGAGUAUAGACUGCUCGAUGUCGGUGGUUAUGGCAUAUUAUAACAGUCGCCUUGCACUGUGGGAACCGUUGAUCGAGCCGAUAGAAAGCACCGAUAACGGUAAACGCACCUCGACGCCGUGGGAACUGAAAACGAAGGUUCAAUUUAACGACAUAACGCUAGACUCUAAAGGUGCCAGCAUAGCCAGCCCCGCAUCGGAAAGCGAACCAGAAGAGCUACACCAGUCCACCAAGAUGUCCAUCGAUAUUACAUCUUCGGAUAAUCUGGAGAUAACUAUAACGAAGACGUGUUUGGAUGUAUUGAAACAACUCGGCCAGUCAUUUUCCUCGGCUAUGGAGGCGAAAGAACCCACCAGAAAAGUAGCGCCAUAUGUGCUGAAGAAUGAGACCGGCCUGGCAAUAAUACUCGAUUUGGAACACAGUCUCUUUAAGAUUUUUGAUGACGGAUCGAGAAUGAGGGACCACAAUGACUCUUAUAUGGAAGUGAUCCUUGAAAGCGGUGCAUCGAUAGAACUCGCACCGAAGUCAUCCAAGCUGGACACACGUCUUCUUGAGCAAUUGAAAGUAGAAACCGUGAAGGAUAGAGAAGAUAGUAAAUUCUCUAUAUCUUUUAAAGGUAUUCAAAGCAAAUUGGCGAUACCUGUGCUGAGAGCAGAUAGGAGAUUCUUUUCUUUGAAACACCGAAAAGAAGGCUCCGAGGAAUGGGGUAUUGUAUCAGAUGUCAUUGUAGAAGAGGGUAGCACGAUUGUCACUCUUCGAAGCAUUCUUCAGGUUCACAAUCACUUCGUGCAGCCGAUAUCCGUUUAUUACAUGACGAAGCGUGGAAAUGAGGUGGAAUGUGUGGGUACAGUGGGACCUAAUGAGAAGCUCAAUUUACCUCUGGACGCCGUAUAUACUUCAACAAAUAUUUACUGGCUGUUUUUCAGCGUUGAUGGAUAUAUGGUGUCACUCGAACCAUUUAUUUGGAAGGAUCUGCAGAAAACUAUUUCUAUGACGAAAUUAUUAAAAUGCGAUUCGCGAUCCAAGCAGGACACUGCGGAAAUAUUUUAUAUUCAGGCUGUGGGGGAAAUCGAACAAGUAUAUUUCGAGAAUACUACUCGUUACACUAUGGCUAGUACCGUCUACAAUGUGCACUUGUACCCAUCUGUAUAUCUGAAGAAUUUCUUGCCAAUCGACAUUAUUAUUUGUUUGCCUGGCACUACACAGGAAAGCUUGCUCGAAGCAAGUGCCUCGCUGCAACUUCCUACGAUCGAUCCAGCCAAGUCAAGUAUAAUAAUUAAGCUACCCAAUUAUCUGGAGAAAGAUUGGUCGUGCAAAGGCGAGAUUAUGACGAACCCGCCAGAAUUCGCUGUCUGGUCGUUCGAGUCUUUCGACAGCGUGCAAAAAGUGGUUCUCGAUCUCGGGAUGCAUACGUCUCACAAACACGGUUCGAUCAUCAUGGCACUGUACUGUCCCUUCUGGAUGCUAAACAAGACUGGUUUAAUGCUGUCCUACAGAAAAUCAAGUAAAGGUGGCAAAGAGCACUCGAGUUCGAUCAAGAAAUUCGUUUCCGCUAUGAAAUCCCACCGACCACGCGCACAGUACAAGAGGAGGAAAACGCGUGCGACAACAGAUGAUUAUCUGAAUGUUUUGUAUCAUCCGGAGCAUUUCAAAGGACCUAUUCUGUUCUCAUUUCGUUCCAAAGCCUUCUUCGGUAAAAAGAAGGCUAUGGUUAGAGUGGAGGACGGAGAAUGGUCCGACAAAUUUUCCAUUGACGUCGCGGGCAGCGAAGGUGUGGUGGCCUGCAAAUACAAUGGAAUGAUAUAUCAGAUCGGGGUGCACAAUCAACUGACAUACAACUCGUUGACCAAGCAGAUUACGUUCACGCCCUAUUAUAUACUUAUCAAUAACGCAGAUUUCCUCAUAGAGUGUCAGGAGGGCGAUCGACCGGCCGAUCCUAUAAUCAAAGUACCUGCCGAUGAAUGUACAGCUCUGUGGCCUCGAACAGAACAUGAGAACAAGACUUUGAAAGCCAAGGUCGCGGGUCACCCCGAAAAAACCGCGGCGUUUAUUUAUACCGAAAGCCACACAACUUUGCUGAAAUUGAAUAAUAAGUAUGGAGGAAUCAAUGUAGACGUGCAAAUCAGCGAAGGUGGCGUUUACAUCUCCAUGUCGGCCUACAGUCCAGGUUGCGCGCCAGCAUUGAUUAUUAACCAUACACCGUAUACCAUCAAUUUAUGGGAAAAAGGGUCGAUUAAUGUUAGAUCUGUGCAGUCAUAUAACAGGAUGUUUUAUACUUGGGAAAAUCCGGCGGGCCCACGAAAAAUGGUUUGGGAAGAUAACAAUGGCAAGGAAAUUGAGGGCAAUCUUCGCAAGGAUAAUCUUGGUACCUUUCAACUACCGGAAGUAGAUGAGAAAUUGUACUACGUUUCGUUCUUGGAUGGUACCCAGCGAGUGUUGCUGUUCACCAUGAAUUUGAAGAUCGCUGAGGAUUGCCAGCUGGCUGGUGAUCUGGAAGUGAUAGAUCAGGAAAUUACAUUGAACAUUCACGGCAUUGGAUUCUCCCUUGUAAACAAUAUUACCAAAUCUGAAUUGUUGUACAUGUGCAUUGCUAGUUCUGGAAUUAUAUGGGAAACACGCAAGUCCCUCGGUGGCCGAUGGCGAGCAUUAAAUGCCAAAGAAGUCAAUACCAUCGAAGAAGGAUACCAACGGUACAUUAGAGAAUUACAAAUCGGCAAAGAUGCAGAUUAUCGGAUGAUGUUGGAGCCAAAACUAAUGGUGGAUUAUUUAAAUAUGGAGAUGUUGAGGCCACAUCGUAGAUAUAUGCGACGCACGUUUCAAACUGGGCUUUGGCUGCAAUAUCGCACCUCGGCGCACCAAGUGCAGUUGCAUGCAAAGAUUAACAAGCUUCAAAUUGACAAUCAGUUGUCGGAGUGUGUCUUUCCAGUUAUAUUAGCUCCGAUACCACCGCCAAAGAGUGUCACACAGAGUACAGUUAUGAAACCUUUUGCGGAGCUCAGUAUGGUCAAGCGCUUAUUGGAACACAGCACUGUGCAACAAUUCCGAUACUUCAAGGUUCUCGUACAAGAGUUUCACAUUAAGGUAGACAUUGUCUUCAUAAAUGCGAUAAUGGGCCUGUUUGAGGCCAACGAGAUCAAUGACGCGGAAGAGAGUAUGCUAUUCCGCACAGACAUGAAACUAGUCAACGAACCGUUAAUGUACCACGUCAAUUUGGUCACCACGGCCGAGCAGAAGAACUUUUUUGAUCUGCUCCAUUUCUCACCUCUCAAGAUACAUAUUAGCUUCUCAAUGACCGGAAGCGGAGGAGGACCUUCCGCGUUACCGCAAGUACUUAACGUGCUACUGCAAGGAAUUGGCGUAACACUAACGGAUAUCAACGACAUUGUAUUCAAACUGGCAUACUUUGAAAGAAACUGCAUAUUCAUGACGCACAAGCAGCUCAUCUCUGAGGCGAGCACUCAUUACGCGGGCCAGGCGAUCAAGCAGGCGUACGUACUCGUGUUGGGACUCGAUGUGAUCGGUAAUCCAUACGGGCUUGUGGUCGGAACCAUGAAGGGCAUCGAGGACCUGUUCUACGAACCCUUCCAAGGGGCCAUACAAGGUCCAGGGGAGUUCGCGGAGGGCCUGUUCCUCGGGGUGCGCAGCAUGUUAGGCCAUACCGUCGGCGGAAUGGCGGGCGCUGUAUCGAAGAUCACAGGCGCGAUGGGCAAGGGUAUAGCUGCUCUGACCUUUGACAAGGAUUAUCAGCGAAAGAGGCAAGAACAGCUUAUCAAACAGCCCGCCAACUUACAAGAAGGUCUCGCACGAAGCGGAAAGGGUUUAGUAAUGGGUGUAGUCGAUGGUGUAACAGGUGUGGUAACGAAACCCUUGUCAGGGGCGAAGGAAGAAGGAGUGGAGGGAUUUUUCAAAGGGUUUGGAAAGGGCGUUGUUGGACUUGUUACUAGGCCUACCGCUGGUAUUGUCGAUUUCGCAAGUGGUUCCUUUGGAGCUGUCAAACGAGCCACUGAGCUGAGCGAAGAAGCAAAACGAGUGCGAUCGCCCAGAUUUUUGCAACCGGACAGUCUUGUUAGACCAUAUAUAAAGGAUGAAGCGGAUGGCAACAAGAUAUUAAUGGAAUUGGAGAAGGGAAAAUAUGCGCACACGGACGUUUAUGUUUAUCACGUGUUUAUCAACAAAGAUGUGCUGUUGCUCACCGACAAAAGAUUAUCAUACCUCGAACACAGUGAUUUGUUUGGUGGCUGGCGGAUUGACUGGACUCACACAUGGACCGAGUUAAGCGAAACGGUAAAAGUCGUAGAAAAAGGUGUACAGAUUUUUAUUAAGGACGCUAAUAGAAAAAAGAAACUUGGUGGUUUAUUUGGCAGUGCGGAUCAAUCAAAAAUACUUUUAAUACCGGACCAUAAUAUUAAACAGUUGUUGCGCAGUAAAAUACAGGAUCAGAUUAAUCAAUUUAGAGUAUAACGCAGCGACGCACAAACGUGGGAAAAAGCUUUCUCGAGCAAUUUCGAGCUGUAGAAAACAAGAAAAAAAAGACAAACGCGAACAAACAAGUUACUUCCGGAACGCUUCACAAGCGAGUUCGCACAAUUUCUAUGCACAUUUUCUACAGACACUUUUUAUAAGACUGAUACUGCGUAAUUUGCAAAACAAUUGGAAAAAGAGAUGUUAAUUAAGUACCAACAAAUUGUGACAUAUUGGAUCUUUUUUAUUUUUAUUUUUUACCACGCAGUUGGUCAGAACUUUCUUGUGUUAUCGGUAUUAUUACCGAACGAGCAGUGUUAGAUUGGUGCAAAAGAUUUUUCGUAUUUAUUUAUAAAAUUGAAAACAAAAUAUCGUAGCUUUGAAAUAAGAUAAUUAAACAUUGAUUUGCGUACAAAAAAAUUAUUUAGCAAACCUCGUUUUUCGAAAACUUAUCGAUUAUAAUUUAUAUAUUAAUAUAAAUGUAACUUUAUAGAGAGAUCUUCUGUAUCAAACCAACAACUGCAAUAUAGAAAUCAAAAAUAAGAGAAUAAUGUUUUCGAAUUUAUCUUUAUACAGCUACGCUUCGUUUAACAUGAUCGAAACGAGUAAUUUUAGUCAUAUGAGAGUUACCAUUUCCAUCAUAUCGUUAAGAGAGCUUAGGUUUACUACGAAGUAAAAUCGAGCGAAAAUAAUUUUAAGAUACAAUACAGUAAACUGUAUACAACAAGUUGAAGUAAAACGAAACGACAGAAAAAUUAAACUCAUUUUGACAAAAAUUAUAAAUUAGCAGUACAAUAAAAUUACAAUGAAUUCCUACGUACUUGUUGAAGUAUUAUGCAGAUUUUUUUAUAAAAACCCGGUGAACCGGUAUUGUUUUAUAUCUGUAGAAAGUUAAAGUUUAUCACACACUGCGCUAACAUUGCUGCAUUGUUAAUUACAUUGUAACUUUAGUGAUACGUAUGUUAAUCAAGUAACGCUUAAUUAUCUUCCUAAUAAUCCAGCCUGAUGACAUUCAGUGGAAAUAUUAAGAAGUUUGCUACAAAUACCAUUGACGUAUUAAUUAGACGCAUUGUUGAAAUGUAAUAAAUUUUAUUAUCGAGUUUUAACGCCUAUACGAUUAUCCAUCGGCGAUACUGCUACCUCGUUUUAUUUUCUUUAACGCGCUAGUAACUAUUAAAAUUAUAAUAAACUAAUAAAAAGGCGCUAAAGAGAGUUAUUUAAAUUGUAUAAUAAUUGUAUAAUUAAUGUGAUCGAUCAUUUUAACUAUCUUUCUACGCGAUUUCUUGAAAAGUUAAGUUUUAAAGCCAAAGCAAAUGUAUUUAGAGCUAAUUUCAAAACUUAUUAAUUAUAUGUGUAUAGUGUACACUGUGUUCUUAUUAUAUAUUUACUUAAUUUAACUUAACUAUUUUUCUGUUUGCGCAACACUUAAUAAUAAAAUUAUUACAAAUA